Prunus dulcis (almond) is the source of this 1840-nucleotide messenger RNA. RefSeq names its product SWR1-complex protein 4. Gene Ontology annotation, biological process: DNA repair; chromatin remodeling; negative regulation of transcription by RNA polymerase II. Gene Ontology annotation, molecular function: transcription corepressor activity. NCBI's taxonomy places the organism in Eukaryota, Viridiplantae, Streptophyta, Magnoliopsida, Rosales, Rosaceae. The transcript has 16 exons. The record is from RefSeq and is a predicted model, not a curated record. Gene Ontology annotation, cellular component: NuA4 histone acetyltransferase complex; Swr1 complex; nucleus. The coding region runs from base 265 to 1602 and encodes 445 amino acids.
UGUGUGUGAAGGAAUGAGGCCCCGCAGGUUCCUUCUAAGUCAAAAACUUUCGCGCUCGAAAACGCAACGAACUUACCAAUCCCCAAACCCAUUUUCCGUCAACAAUCCAAAACCCUAACUACAUAUCCACGCAUUUCGAAUCCAAAAUUUCAUCAAGGAAUCAGUAUUUGUUUCGCAUGUGCUGUGAAUUCGCAUUCUUGGCGAACACGAACAAGUCCCACGGCAAGUAAGAAAACAAAACCCUAAUUUUUCGGGAAAAUCGAAAUGGAUGCCAAGGAUAUUUUGGGCUUGCCCAAAACCACGCAUCCCUUAUCCCAGGAGAAGAAAUCUCGGCCCCCGAAGGAAUCUCAGCGAAAACCAGAUGGCAUUUCGCGCGAGGUGUAUGCGCUUACAGGUGGUGUGCCACCUCUUAUGCCUGCAGUGGAGACAUCGCAGCUGAAAAAACGGCCACCAACCGAUGAGAAGAUCACUUGGCAAUGGCUUCCCUUUACAAGUUCUGCUCGGAAAGAUAAUUUACAACUUUACCACUGGGUUAGAGUUGUAAAUGGUGUCCCACCUACAGGUGACUACUCCUUUGCCAAGUAUAACAAGUCUGUGGAAGUUGUCAAAUACACAGAUGAGGAGUAUGAGAAGUAUUUGACUGAUCCUAUUUGGACAAAGGAGGAGACGGAUCAAUUGUUUGACAUGUGUCAGCGGUUUGAUCUCCGCUUCAUUGUGAUAGCAGACAGGUUCCCGUCAUCUCGUACUGUGGAGGAAUUGAAGGAUCGCUAUUACAGUGUAUCUCGAGCUAUAUUAAUGGCUAGAGUGGCAUCCCCUGCAGAUGUUUCAGGGCAUCCUAUUGUUAAGGAACCUUAUAAAGUUGCACAAGAGAGAGAGCGCAAGCGAGCACUAUCCAUGGUCCUCUCUCAAACAAAGCACCAAGAGAGAAAAGAUGCUGAGGUUCUUGCUGAAGCCAAAAGAAUAGCUGAGGCACGCAUGGUUGCUAGGAGUGCUAAAGAGUUGGAGUUGCCUGUCACAUUGAAUGAUGGCCUUGAAAAUAAUGAGAGGGCUCUCGUUCCUGGUGAGACUGUAUCACCUUCAUCCAACUCUCAGUUCCCCUCUGGAACAGUUGCACCUUCAACUUUGAUGGCAGAGAAUGCCUCUACUUUAGGUUCUCUCAAAAUGCUCCGGGUGUAUCUUAGAACAUAUGCGCUUGACCAAAUGAUCCAAGCCGCAAGCUCGUCUGCUGGACUUCGGACUAUCAAGCGGGUUGAGCAAAGUUUGCAAGAACUUGGGGUUAAUUUAAAGCCAAGAGUUCCAACUAAAGCUGUUUGUUCACAUCAUCUUGAAUUAAGAAAAGAAAUACUGACGCUACUGAAUCUUCAGAAACAGUUACAAUAUAAGGAGGCAGAAGGCUCAUCUUAUCGUGAUAGUCCAUACGAAACCCCAGGCACACCCAAGGAUCGCACAUUUGUUCCGGACUCGAUGAGUUUCGGUGGUGAUGUAUUAGGGGAAAGAGUUGUUAAACGAGACCAGAAACGAAAGGCCCCUGGCAGGGCAGAAGCUCCUUCAUCACCUGCGCAGUCUAAAAGGCCUAGAAAGUUAAAGGCAUCGGAUCUGUAGCUCCAGAACAGAGUAAACAAAUCAGCUCUGAGUUGACCCGGAAUGCAGAAUGCAUAUUUAAAUUGGUGUAGCUUGUCCGACACAAAGCCAUUAUAUUGAAGUUUCAAAUGUAGGAGCAAUCAAAAUAGGAGAAUAUGUUGUCUUUUCUAUCUUUAAUGUCAUUGGUAGUUAGCAGUGAUUAGCGAUGCAGAUCCACAGAUUCCUCUAUGAUGGACUUAACCAGUAAGUAGUUCCGUGU